Silurus meridionalis is the source of this 3377-nucleotide messenger RNA. RefSeq lists its product as uncharacterized. Lineage: Eukaryota; Metazoa; Chordata; Actinopteri; Siluriformes; Siluridae. Bases 102 to 1505 code for a protein of 467 amino acids. The transcript has 11 exons. The record is from RefSeq and is a predicted model, not a curated record.
AUUCUCUGACGCGUUUACAGUAAAAGUGUUGAGCUUUAUACAGGGGAUUCUCGGAAAUUUCUGGUUGUAGUAUAUACACAUAUAUCCAGUCACUAAAAGAAAUGGCGACAGCAACAAUGGCUCAUAACCAUCCUCCUCAAAAAUACUACACAUUAGGAAAUGAUGUGGGCAUAGUGAAGAGACUUGAAGAACUAAUACCAGGUUUGCAGGAGGUGCAGUUUUUGGAGGAGUGUGAUAUAAUUUUCUUUAUUUGGUCUGCUUUUUCACAAGCUAGAAUUGGCAUAGAAGCAGCAGUGAAGAUCCUUAACACUCUACCAGGAAACAAACCUGCAGUGCUAGUGGUGCUUCAUCAGACGUUUGAGUCAGAGAAUGUUGUACCAGACAGCAGCAAAGCUGUAAACAGAGAUAAUACAACCACGGUCGACUGUCUGUUAAAUGAAAAUCAGGAAUUGCUGCUGUGUUCCAAAAAUGAUGAAGCACUGUCCAAAAUGAUAGAGUUGAUACAUCCUGUGGACGGUUUAAGAAGGACACCAGAACAAAGUGCAGCUCAAGGCCAAGUUGUGCACCAGAUGUUGGAGCAUCCUGUUCAAAAAUAUUUCACUCUGACAUUUGGAAGCCCAUUAAGACAUGGUGUGCAAAUGCACAUGCAACUUCAAAAAUCAAUACUGGGCCUGCAAGAGGUACAGAAUUUGGAGGAGUGUGAUUUCAUUCUCGUUUUCUGCUCUGCUUUUUCACGGAGUGGAACUGAAUUUGAAGUAGCAGUGAAGAUGCUUAACACUAUACAAGGUAAUAAACGUGCAGUUCUGGUGAUGCUUCAUAAAUUUGAUCCAGAACAUAAUGUACCAAAAAUCACAACUGCAGACAGGAGGAAUACAACUGCAGUUAACUGUCUGUUUAAUGAAGAUCUGGAGCUAAUGCAGUGUUCUGAAAAUGAAGAAUCACUGUCAACAAUAAUUAACUGGCUUUAUCCUGAGAAAUCUUCAAAAAUGGAACCAAGUAAAAGUCAGCCUCACGCCUUUCCCAAUUACCAGAUGCUGAAGUGUCCUCCUAUAAAACACUUCACUCUUACCACCGGAGAAACAUUAGGACAAGAUGUGAGCAUUGAGAAGAAGCUUCAAAAUCUAAUACCAGGUCUGCAGAAGGUGAAGAAUUUGGAGGAGUGCGAUUUCAUUCUGGUUUUCUGCCCUGUUGUUUCACGAGCUGGAACAGAUAUUGCAGCAGCAUUAAAGAAGCUUAGUACACCACCAGGUAACAAACCCGCUGUUCUGGUGGUGCUUCAUCACACAUUUGAUCCAGAAUAUGUAGCAGUAGACAGCAGCAGAGCUGUAACCAGAGAGAACACGGUCACGGUCGACUGUCUGUUCCAUGAAGAUCAGGGAUUACUGCAGUGUGGAAAGAAUAAAGAGGCUUUAACCUCAGUUUCACACUGGAUUGAGACUCGGCAGGUAGCACCAAAGACCAAGAAAUGGACUAUAUCCAAUUUGAUUAAGCCAAAAAAAUUUUAAAAGCACCAUGGAGCCUCUGAGUUGACGUUAGUCAUUUUUAGUAAGUUGUGGCCACAAGCUAUUACUGUGAUUGCAAUUAGGUGAUUAUGACUUAAUAUAUCGUCAAAUUCUAUAUUCACUGUUGAUGCAACAUUAGCAUAUCCUAUAUAACUACCGCAUAUGUAAAAUCUCAUUAUUGAAGUGUAAUUUCCACUGCACUGUGUUUGUUUACAUAUAAUCCUAGUUUUUAUGGUCCUCUUUGCACAGUACUGUAUAUUCAGAGUAUACAGUAGGUUUACUGGUCUCUUGUGUUAUGUGUAUUGUCUUGUGUUGUAUGUCCAUCUUGUUCAUGUUCAUGCUUAUCUUAAUCAUAUUAUGUUAAUAUGAUACUCAUAUUAACAUACAACUAAAGCCAAAUGUUUUUUCACAACAAAUUAUAAAGCAAUUCUGAUAUUAGAUGAAUGAGAUAAAUCUGGAUUAAACUGAAUACUGAACUUGUGGCUACAAAGCAAAAUAAUAAUUCAUGGCAGGACUUUUCUAAAAUGAUCACAGUUUAAGACUAAGUAAAGAUUUUGUAACAAACGGCAUUAAAGCAUAAAGGAUUUCUAAAGUCAAUUCUCUUAAAAUGUAGAUAUUUGUAGCCGUUUUCUUUUUCUUAGAAAAAGAAAUCACUUUCAAAUAGUUCUUCUGUAAUGGGUUUCAAUGGUGUUUGUUCAUUAGCAUUUAACAGUUUGUAAAUGUUGUUUAUUUUGUGUAUGUUUGCAGGAUGAUAAAAAUUCUGAAAAGAGUAACAGAACCGAAACUUGUGAAUUUGACAAGAUUUGAAAUUCACUUAAGCUACAUGUUCUCUUAUACUGGCUGUAAAAUAGUCCUUUAUAUUAAGGAAACUUCUGACAAAUAUUAGCAAGAUAACAAUAACAAUUUUAUUAACACUAUUGAAUGUUGUUUUAUUCAGUAAAAUGUUUCUUGGGAAUGGGUUCAAAACGUUCCUGAACCUAACAAAUCCAUGUUCUGCCUGGACCAUCUGCCAGACCCUGAAGGACCUUUGAUUCAUCUUAAAGUGUUUUAACUGACGCACAACUGCACAGUAGCUUAAUAAAUCACCAUUACAAAAUAAAUAAAUGAAUAAAACAUGCAUAUUUUUAUUAUAUAUAUUAUACCUUUCAUUAUGACUAAUGUUUGUAGUACUGCUAAAUACAAGUUUCCUUAUGACUCAUGUUUAUUUGUGGCUGUGGUCUUCCUACUUCAACCUUCUAAUUUAUUUAUGAUCAGUGGAAACUGUAAUAGACUAUAUGAUAGAUACAAUAUGAGUAAAUGAAAUAAUUCUAAUAAGCAGUUACAUGUAUUAGUAUGUGAUAAUAAAUGUCAAAAAUGAAACCCUAGGGGGCGUGUUGCUACAAUAAAAACAACAGCAAGUGGCCAACAUUAAUACUUGUAUUAAUUUAGUGAGUAGACAUUUUACAUUCAUUAAUAGUUUCAAAAAAGAGAAAUGUUUAUAUUAUCGAUUGCAAUAAAUCAAAUGUAAUUCAGUCGUAAAGAGUAAUUUAUUUACAUCUUCCUUUUUGCAGUUAAUAAAACAUAAGAUCUUAAUCACAAGAUCAUAAAGGAAUCUUAAGUGUUAAAAUGUCAACAUUUUUGCAAUGGAAAAUGUCUCUCUUGUCCAUUAGCAUAUAAUAAUAACGUAAAUAAUAACAACUUGUUGAAGUUGCAGCCAAUAUUAUCCUGCAACUGUACAUACCUACUUAAUAAUAGAGUUUCGAGCUGAGAUGAUGUGAAAGUACUUCAUGGAAAACUGUUUGUCCAUAAGAUUCUGAACGUGAAUAUGCAACACUCGAAAAUACAUUUAUUUACAUAAUUGUUUAAAAACUGAUUCAUUGAUAACUAAGAAAAAAU